Kogia breviceps (pygmy sperm whale) is the source of this 1883-nucleotide messenger RNA. RefSeq names its product 5-hydroxytryptamine receptor 2B (gene HTR2B). Gene Ontology annotation, biological process: regulation of behavior; phospholipase C-activating G protein-coupled receptor signaling pathway; chemical synaptic transmission. Gene Ontology annotation, molecular function: G protein-coupled serotonin receptor activity; neurotransmitter receptor activity. Gene Ontology annotation, cellular component: dendrite; plasma membrane. NCBI's taxonomy places the organism in Eukaryota, Metazoa, Chordata, Mammalia, Artiodactyla, Physeteridae. The record is from RefSeq and is a predicted model, not a curated record.
CUUUUUUUUUUCACAGCUAUCAGUUUCUUUCACUAAGCCUUCUGAAACCUGAACCUCUGCAGAAUACUAAACACUUGGGCCUUACCUACAGACAUGGACAACUGUAUGUAUGCUCUCAUUUUAUAGAACUUGAAAUUCUUUUCUUAAGGAAGGAGUCAACUCUGGCCUUGAGUGUUUGGCAUGGGUAUUAAGGCUUAAAAACGCAGAUGACCAGCUUAGCUACUGACCAUGCCGACCACUGUCUGGAAUCGGAUCAAAUUAAAGAAAAACAACGAAUGGCUCUCUCUUACAGAAUACUCGAACAACGCACAAUUCCUGAGCACAUUUUGCAGAGCUCAUUUGACCACUUGAUCUCUUCUAACUGGUCUGGAUUACAGACAGAAUCGAUACCAGAUGAAAUGAAACAGAUUGUUGAGGAACAGGGAAAUAAGCUGCACUGGGCAGCUCUUCUGAUACUCAUGGUGAUAAUACCCACAAUUGGUGGAAACAUCCUUGUUAUUCUGGCUGUUGCACUGGAGAAAAAGUUACAGUAUGCUACCAAUUAUUUCCUAAUGUCACUGGCAGUGGCUGAUUUGCUAGUUGGAUUGUUUGUGAUGCCGAUUGCCCUCUUGACAAUAAUGUUUGAGGCUAUGUGGCCCCUCCCACUCGUUCUAUGCCCUGCCUGGUUAUUUCUUGACGUUCUUUUUUCUACUGCAUCCAUCAUGCACCUUUGUGCCAUUUCAGUGGAUCGUUACAUAGCCAUCAAAAAGCCAAUCCAGGCCAAUCAAUAUAACUCACGAGCUACAGCAUUCAUCAAGAUUACAGUGGUGUGGUUAAUUGCAAUAGGCAUUGCCAUUCCAGUCCCUAUUAAAGGUAUAGACACUGAUGUAGGUAACCCAAACAACAUCACUUGUGGGCUGACAAAGGAUCGCUUUGGCAAUUUCAUGCUCUUUGGCUCAUUGGCUUCCUUCUUUACACCUCUGGUGAUCAUGAUUGUCACCUACUUUCUCACUAUCCAUGCUUUACAGAAGAAAGCUUACUUGGUCAAAAACAAGCCACCUCAACGCCUAAUGUGGUUGACUGUGUCCACAGUUUUCCAAAGGGAUGAAACAACUUGCUCAUCACCAGAAAAAGUGGCAAUGCUGGAUGGUUCUCACAAGGACAAAACCCUCCCCAAUGCAAGUGAUGACAUACUUAUGCGAAGAACGUCCACAGUAGGAAAAAAGUCAGUGCAGACCAUUUCCAAUGAACAGAGAGCCUCAAAGGUUCUAGGGAUUGUGUUUUUCCUCUUUUUGCUUAUGUGGUGCCCCUUUUUUAUUACAAAUAUAACUUUAGUUUUAUGUGAUUCCUGCAACCAGACUACUCUCAAAAUGCUCCUAGAGAUAUUUGUGUGGAUAGGCUAUGUUUCCUCAGGGGUGAAUCCUCUGGUCUACACCCUCUUCAACAAGACAUUUCGGAAUGCAUUUGGCCGGUACAUCACCUGCAAUUACCGGGCCACAAAAUCAGUAAAAACUCUCAGAAAAUGCUCCAGUAAUGUGUACUUCCAGAAUCCAAUGGCAGAGAACUCUAAAUUUUUUAUGAAACAUAGAAUGCAAAAUGGCAUUAAUCCUGCCAUGUACCAGAGCCCAAUGAGGCUCCGAAGUUCAACCAUUCAGUCUUCAUCAAUCAUUUUACUAGAUACACUUCUCACCAAAAAUGAAGGUGACAAAACUGAAGAGCAAAUCAGUUAUGUAUAGAGUAAUGGCACAGUUUUUAGGUAACUAAUAUAAUGAUGAAUAAGAUAAAGAAGAUAUACCAAGAAUUACAUAAAGAAGAACUUUAUAUCAUGUAUCAAAAAUCAUCUCUUUAAAUUAAGAAUUAUGUAUUAAGAUUAUCCAAUUUUCUUUAUUUGGGCAAAAUUAUUC